Molecule: messenger RNA, 3502 nt
Organism: Oryzias melastigma (Indian medaka)
Lineage: Eukaryota; Metazoa; Chordata; Actinopteri; Beloniformes; Adrianichthyidae
Gene: nkain2
Product: sodium/potassium transporting ATPase interacting 2
Exons: 7
Coding region: 1142-1768 (208 amino acids)
Biological process (GO): regulation of sodium ion transport
Source: RefSeq, a predicted model, not a curated record
CAAUCCAAAAAUAAAGGUCUGGUGAGUCUACAUGGGAAGACUUUUAUUGUGAAACUCCGUUCCGGCGCAGGCGCACGAGGGCGUGUCGUUUGACUUGACAGAUGGCGGGCGGGAGACGCUCCUCUCGGCUGUCUCUCUCGGUCCGUUGGUCCAUCCUGGUUUCCAUUGUCUCCCCUCUUUUCCAAACCCUUGAAGACAAGCCCGAGAUGACAGAAUAAACUUCCGGCGCUCCUUUUUUCCCCCGCGGCGUUUGGAGACUUACCUGGGAUUUCACAGCCAUGGUUUCCGCCGAAAUCUGGACAUGUGGUAUUUUCUGUUUUUGUUUAUUUAUUUUUUUCUCCUCCAUGUGAUCUCUGCUGCUGCUGCUGCUGCGAAGGAGGCUCACCAAAAAAUAAGCUGGAUGUUUAAAGGGAAUCUGAUGUGGAGAUGAACCAGAGGACUCAUCAUCAUCCAGAGAUCUGGUGAUAUUUCUUAGCAUCCAUGCAACAAAAAUGAGCAAAGAUGGAUAAAACACAUCAUUUUGAAUCAUAAUAAUAAUACAUCUGACAGCAGAAGUUUCUUUCUUCUGAGGAUUCUUGAUUUUUCUCCCCCAGAGAGAAGAGGAGAGGGAGAUCCAGGGACCACUUUCACUUGUUUACUCCGCCUGGAAACAAAUUAGGCUUUUCUAAUAAGCCAUAACACAAAGUGGCGCUUAAUUGCAUUACUAAACAAGCGAUCUAAUCUGAAUAUCUCCAUCUAAUACCGACGUUUGGCUCUGUGAAUGAUGGGGACGAGGAUGCAGCUCUACUGGAAUUAGUGGGUCAGCAGGUGCUGCUUUUUUGGCACUUUUUGAAAAAAAAAAAAGGAAAAAUAAACCCAAUAAACCAGGUCAGAUUUAUUUGCUUACUCCGAUUGUCAGCGGGAAUGCAUCCCACCGGCUGAAUCAUUCGUUGUCCCCGUUUGGGCCCCUAAAAGUGGAAUGAAGCAGACAGCGUUGAGCCCCUCAGAGCAAAGGGGCUGAACUCCUCACUUUGAAGCCGCCCCUACCUGGGCUGCUGGCCAGACAGGCGACACCCCCCUCCGAGGAAGCUGUCGGAUUGUGACGGGAGAGAUCUGGGAGCUGAGCUCCACGUGGACCACCGCAGAGAGGGAGGGGGACAUCAUGGGGUGCUGUAGUGGCAGAUGCACCUUGGCCUUCAUCUGUGGCAUGCAGCUGGUCAGUGUUCUGGAGCGUCAGGUGAUAGACUUCCUGGGAUACCAGUGGGCUCCCAUCCUGACCAACUUCCUCCACAUCAUCAUCGUCAUCUUAGGACUCUUCGGCACAAUCCAGUUCCGACCGCGAUACGUCACCGGGUACGCCGCCUGGCUGGUCGUGUGGAUGACCUGGAAUGUUUUUAUCAUUUGUUUCUACCUGGAGGUCGGAGAUCUUUCAAGAAACUCUGACCUUGUCCUGACGUUUAACUUGUCCAUGCACCGCUCCUGGUGGAUGGAGAACGGCCCGGGGUGCAGAGUGACACUCAUCAGCUCCCCACCAACCUGGGCACCUGCAGACCACAGAUAUAUAUCUAUAUCUGACUGUCUGAUGGACUUUCAGUUCAUCGAGGUGGCUCAUUCUUCCCUGCAGAUACUCCUGGCGUUGGCGGGGUUUAUCUACGCCUGUUAUGUGGUCAAGCUCAUUUCAGAAGAAGAGGAUAGCUUUGAUUUUAUAGGGGGGUUUGACUCAUAUGGCUACCAGGGUCCUCAAAAGACGUCCCAUCUCCAGCUACAACCCAUGUACAUGUCAAAAUAACCCCCCCUUCAGGAGAGCUGCCUUAACCGAAGAGCAUGGCUUGAAAUCCCACUUUAACCACACAUACAGAGAGGAUGACUCAUCACUAUUCCAACAACAAAUCCACUAUAUCCUCAAUCAGACAUCCUCCGAUGACUCCCGUCUGCAGAAGGAUUUCCUGGAGAAACACUGACAUCAAGUGGUCAAACGGUGUAACUGCAAGAAAGUCCAAUUGGAAGCCUUGAUCCUUUGAUUUAUUCUUAUGGACACUUUUUGUGUAAAAUAAACCAAAGGGAUACAAAGAGGCAACAUUUUGACUUUUCAGGAGAUUUCUUACUCUUUCAACAGCAGGUUUAACGGACGAAUUAAAGCCUCCGACGGUUGAGGAAUGUGCAGAUCCUCCUGACCAAAGACAAAAUUAGGACAUCAUUUACAUCUCUGCAAACUGCACCGAUUCUCUUGAUCCCUUUGUUCUCGGUGCCUGAUGGAAUGAACUCUGGAACACCAUGGAAUGUGAGCAGGAAUUUGGCAAAAUGGAGGCUUGAUGCAAACUGGAGCAGCGCACAAGCACAAGUUUCCUCGACGGUCCCGUGGAAUGUUGAUGUCCGCUCACAUACGUGCAUGAGGACCACUCAUCUUUUCUACUAACAAUAUGAAUCUUACUGUUUACAAAGAAGGUUGUCGGGCGAAGAGACUUGGAUAUGUGUGUUGGGGGUCUUUGUGUCGUCUUUUGCCGUCUGAAGUUUUGGUCUUCCGCUCGAACUCUUCUGAAGCAUUUCCACAGAAAGAUCAGAAAUAACAGCCUUUACAGAAAUGACAAUCAAGCCACAAAAGUCUUGAUUUAAAAAAAAAAAAAAGGAAAAUUAGACGAUUGGACUCACCAAUUAUUUGCUUUAUCCAUUAAUGUCUCAACCCAUCAUAACAGUAAAGAAAGACACUGAAACUACUCGUCCUGCAGCUUCAGACUGAACUAAGGCCUCAACGUCCUAAUGUGAGGAUAGAAAUGCAGCUGUCACUUUGAAAGGAAACCUUUCGAGGCCUUCUCUCUUAAAGGACAGACUUCCAUCCGUGUCUCCGUUUCUCCAGGAGUUGCACCGCUUUGGUCUGAAACAUAAGUGUGCUUGCAUGAGGUUGUUUUCUGAGCUGUUGCAUAUUUAAUCUCAUGCUGCGUGUGACUAACUAGCUUUGUAAACAUGGGAACCGUACGUCGAAUGCUCCUCGGUUUCCUUCCAAGACUCCUUAGUGUGAACUUUGCUGUGCUUUUUUUCUAUAAAUACCAGUCUGAAGUGUCUGCAGAGUGUAGAAAAAUAGCAAAAUGUAAAAGACCCUCAAUGUAACUUUGAACUUUUUGAUGUUUUUUAUUCCCGUGGCUGUGUUUACUGUUUUUUCUAGUCGAGUAUUUAUGUGCGGUGUGGUGUAAAGUGGGACUACUUGGUUUUAUUUUCUCUAUCUGUACAGUGUGUUGGAAAUAAGAAGGUAGGACAGUGAGAGACACGAUGCAAUACAGUCUACGGCAUGUCAUUUAGGACAAAACUUUCAUUUAUAUCUGAACUUUAAAUGUUGUUUUUUUAAUAAAUUCAACUGUGAAAAUACAUGUUUUUUAGGUUCACCUAAAAUCUGGAAAGUUCAAGUUUAUUUGCACUAUUUUUUUAUCUUAAUUUAUUUAAAGUGUGAAUAUUCUCUGGUACUAAUACCGUCAGUCAGUUUCAACAUGGCACAUUGGAAAAAAAAAUGAAUAAAAGUACGUUUAACCGA